AUUGGAGUAUCUGAAUAGAUAUUACUCCAUAAGUCAGAAAAUUGGGCAGAUCAACGACGGCCAAUGAGAGACCUUCGUCGUCUUCUCCUCUCACGCGGUAGCUCAUAGAGUUUCCAAAAACUCAUCGCAGCAGCACUUCUCCUGGCAAAAAUCUUUCCCGAUGGUUUUUAGGGGAGCAGUUGUGGCGUUGUUGGGCUGCCUCGGAAUAGCAUACAAGACCACAAAGCCUUCCCCUGCACCCCCAGAAAGCACUGAACCGCCACCGCCACACCAAUCAUCGUCAUCAUCUUCAUCAAAGCCGUCAUCAUCAUUAUCGUCGUCGCCAUCGGAUGGUGAUGACGUGGGCGUUGUCGGUGAAUCAAGAAUCAGACUCCGUGACGGAAGGUUUCUGGCUUACACAGAGAGAGGAGUCCCCAAGAACAAAUCCAAAUUCAGAGUUAUUAUUGUUCAUGGGUUUGGAAGCUCCAAGGAAAUGAGUUUCGUGGCACCCCAAGAAAUAAUGGAUGAGUUGGGCGUACACCUUGUGUUAUUUGAUCGAGCUGGCUACGGAGAGAGUGAUCCAAAUCCAAAGCGGUCCUUGGAAAGCGAAGCAACUGAUAUUCAAGAACUUGCUGAUAGGCUAGAACUGGGAUCCAAGUUCUACGUAAUUGGUGUCUCAUUGGGUAAUUACCCCACCUGGAGUUGCCUCACUCAAUUACCACACAGGCUAGCAGGCGUGGCUAUGGUAGUCCCGACAAUAAACUACAACUGGCCAUCUCUUCCUGGUGAUCUGACAAAGGACGACUUCAGGAAAAGUCUAACACAAUGGGCACUUCGUGCUGCACGAUAUACACCUGGACUCGUACGCUGGUGGUUGACUCAAAAAAAUUUCCGCUCAUCAUCAGUGCUUGAUAAAAAUCCAAGAUUUUUCAGUACAAAAGACUUGGAGGUCUUGAAGAAUACCCCAGGAUAUCAGUUACUCAGCAAGAAUAAGUUGCAACAGCAAGGUGUCUUUGACUCUCUUCGCCGUGACUUUAUUGCGGCUUUUGGGAAGUGGGACUUUGACCCCCUGGAAUUAGUUAACCCAUUCCCCAAAAAUGAAAGCUCUGUACACAUCUGGCAAGGAUAUGAAGACAAGGUUGUGCCCUUUCCAUUACAGAGAUAUGUUUCCAGUAAGCUGCCCUGGAUUAGGUACCAUGAAGUUCCUGAUGGUGGGCAUCUGCUAGUGUAUGAUAGUGAUGUAUGUGAAGCCAUUUUGAGGUCUCUUUUGCUUGGAGAAGAUCCUCCAUUAUAUAGACCUAAACUCAGUUGAUUCAUCAUUGUUCAUAUCUUUGAUUAUCAUCUGUAUGGUUGGUGACCCUAGUAACUAAUUCUGAUUCCUAUAGAAUGACAAAAACAUGUUUUUAAUGACCUAAA
Rhododendron vialii is the source of this 1395-nucleotide messenger RNA. RefSeq lists its product as uncharacterized. The transcript is spliced from 5 exons. The coding region runs from base 161 to 1291 and encodes 376 amino acids. The record is from RefSeq and is a predicted model, not a curated record. Lineage: Eukaryota; Viridiplantae; Streptophyta; Magnoliopsida; Ericales; Ericaceae.